AUGGCGACCCGCGCUGAGAUCUCGCCAGGAUCUCGAUGUCCUCUGCCUGCUACCGGGAAAAAUGAUGCAUGGCACACGCGUCUCGCGUCCUUCUUCCAAAAGUGCACCACAGCACACGCCUCACGUUUGCGCUUCCGUCCGACAACUGCCUUCUUUUCUGCGGCGCUCCUCGGCGGGGGGGCCUUUUCUCUCGCUUCUUCGCUUUCGGCUCCUGAGGCCUCUCUGUCUCUUUCUCCACUGUUUUAUCCGCAGAUUUACCCGCCGCGCACCGCGGUCGCUACGCCGCUGGCGGUUGGGGUCUCGAGCUGCCGCGAGGCUUCAACUUCCGCCCGCAAAGUCUCUGCGCCUCACUCUCCUUCUCGUGCUCCUGCAUCCUCGUCCGAUGAGCCUUCCGUCUCACCCGCAUCCCCCGAAUUGUCUUCUCCUCUCUUGAUCCGACCCGCUUCGUCCCCACACUCUGAUGCCACCGGUUGGCUUCCUUACAGGGGCGUCGCGUCGCCCGCAGAGCUUCCGCGCAUCGCUCGUUUGCCGCCUUCUCUCCUCUUCCCGCGAGAGACGGCAAGCAAGCGCGGGCCUGCAGCUCGCCCGUAUUCUCCCUCUUCGUCGUCGACCCCGCUGCCGUCGCCCUCGCUGCCUAGCGUGCCGCCUGGUGGCGCUUCUUUGAAUUUGUCCGUGGGCUGUUUGACGCCGCCUCCAACUUCGCAAUCCUGUCCAGCGCGGCCGUCGCCGUACUGCCUCCCUUCCGCGGCCGUCGCUUCUACGCCGCUUGCCUCAGAUUCCUGCGAAGCUCCGUGCGAGCCUAUUCAUCUGCAACGUCUUCCGACAUCCUCUGGAUCUCCUUCGGCCUCGCUCUCUGCGUUUGUCUCGCUUCCCGCCUCGGUUGCUGUUUCGUCCUCGGCGGCUUUGUCUCUCUGCGCCACUUGCGCCUCUUCUGUGGAGCCGGUCGGCGGUGCCGCCGCUUCAGAGACCUCCGAAGGACAGGCCGGCGGCGAGGCCAGGGAAGCAGAGAGACACACGAGACGCAUGGGACAUCAACGGCGCGCCUCGCUCCUUGUUGACUCCUUUGGCAGAAUACACACCUACUUGCGAAUUUCUCUAACCGAAACCUGCAACAUGAAGUGCUCGUACUGCUCGCCGCCGGGUGGAGCCUCUUCGAGCUGCGGGUCCCUUCCCCAAGUUGAAACCAGCGCGCCGUCUCGCCAUCGGAGAAGUGCUGCAGCGGCGGUUUCUUCCCAACCGUGUCUCCCGCCCGCGCCUAUGCCUCCCUCUUCGUGUUCCGGGGUUUCUAAACCCUGCAGCUAUCCUUCGUCUUCCCUGUCGAGGGCCUCGGCCCCCGCGACCGUCGCGGCGUCCGCCCGAGCUCCUUUCGCCUCUGGGGCCUGCCCUGCGCAUCUCGGGGCGUCUCCUUCGGCUCGUUCAGCGCCUGCCUCGAAGCGACUUGAAGAGAGAAAUCGGUUUCUCUCAGCCGACGAGAUCGUCCGCGUUGCUUCUUUUUUUUUGGAGAACGGAGGCAUGAAAAUCCGCCUGACAGGAGGGGAGCCGACUGUGCGGCGGGACUUUGCUUCAAUUCUUCACCGCUUGGCGGGGUUGCCUGGCUUGGAGACUCUCGCAUUGACGACGAACGGCCUGCGCCUCCUCAGAGUUCUUCCGCAGCUCAAAGGGGCCCGCGUGAAUGCUGUUAACGUGAGCCUCGAUAGCUUAAACGCGGAGCGCUACUCUCGAAUCACUGGAAUUAACGCGUUCAACCGCGUUUGGCAGGGAAUCAUGCAACUUCUGGCUGAGGACUUCUGCGUGGUGAAGCUGAACGUCGUCUUACUCCGCGGCGUGAACGACGAUGAAAUCGAGGCAUUUGCAGCGCUUACGAAAGACCUCGCGAUUCACGUCCGCUUUAUCGAGUUCAUGCCUUUCCAAGGCAACGGGUGGGACGCUGACGCAGUUGUCACGAAGGAUGAGAUUCUCGCGCGACUCCGGCAGGCGUUCCCCUCGCUGCAGCCAGUGCCAAAGAAAACGAACUUCGCGAGUGGCGGCGACCGUGACCGAGAACAAGUGGAAGGAGUUGAAGGAGGUCAGUGCGAUGCAGGCAGAGCGCAGCCGCGCGGAGCGAGCCCAAAGGAGGGACGAUCAAGUUGCAUAAAGACACGAGCUGGAGAGAGUUUUGAGGAAAAUCAUGGAAACGGAAGCGCACACGCAGAGCAAGGAUGCAGAGAAGAAACGCGGAGGUGCGAGAAACGAGGAGAAAGCGCGUCACUCUUCUACAUUCCUGGACACGCAGGCUGCAUCGGAAUCAUCUCCUCCAUGAGCGAUGCGUUCUGCUCAACGUGCACGCGACUGAGAUUGACUGCGGACGGCCACCUGAAGAACUGCCUAUUCUCGUCCGCCGAAUUUCCCCUUUUGCCUGCUCUACGUUCCGCUUCUCAUUCGGCUUCAUCCGCCGCUGAGGACGCACGAGCCCCUUCCUUUCUUCCCUCGGGAACGUCUUUUCUGUCGUCGUCGUCCAUCUUCUCUCCCGCCUCAUCUUCUCCCCUGACCGGUUCGUCGCUUCCUUGCCCAUCCACUUCUUCUGUUUCUUCUUUUCCACUGGCCUCUCGUUCUUCUGAUGCCUCGGCUGAUUGGGGAGCAGCGAGUGACAACGAGCAGCUGAGGCGAAUUUUCGCGCAGGCGCUCAAGGAGAAGAAAGCCUCGCACGGCGGCAUGCUGAACGUGGCCGCACACGCCAACUCGAGGAGGGCGAUGCUUCGGAUCGGGGGGUAG
Besnoitia besnoiti is the source of this 2751-nucleotide messenger RNA. RefSeq lists its product as uncharacterized. The record is from RefSeq and is a predicted model, not a curated record. Lineage: Eukaryota; Apicomplexa; Conoidasida; Eucoccidiorida; Sarcocystidae. Gene Ontology annotation, biological process: Mo-molybdopterin cofactor biosynthetic process. The coding region runs from base 1 to 2751 and encodes 916 amino acids. Gene Ontology annotation, molecular function: 4 iron, 4 sulfur cluster binding; cyclic pyranopterin monophosphate synthase activity; GTP 3',8'-cyclase activity. The transcript has 10 exons.